GCCUGGGGCCGGGAAGUGGCUCCCUGCAGCCUGGGCGGGCCUCGAGCACCCGGGGCUGGGCCCCGCCUGCCCAACUCGCUCCUACAGCCAGGGCCCGCGACGCCCCCCGUUUCUCAGCCGCCUGCCGGGGCUCCUCUCCUUUGCCUGCCCCCGUGGGAGCCGGGGCCGCCGUGACUGACUGGAGGGUCUGGGGGAGGAGAAGACGCCCCUUGUCGCGUGGCGGGAGGAAUAGUGGCUGCCGAGGCGGGUGCCUGUUGUAGGCUGGCGAAGGCUGACGGGCGCUGGCUCGCUUCUAAGGCCGUCGCAUAACACGAGGACCUCGGGUCUGCGAUGUGAAGGGUAACUCGUGGAGCCAGGGGUGACGGGCCAGGGUCAAGCCAGGCUGGGCCAGCAAAGCACUUGGCAUUGGGAGCUCUGCUCCUUCCCUGAUUCUGGAAGUGGGAUUCCCACCCCCAAGAUUAGUCUCAUGUUCUCCACAGCCUUUUCUUCCCAAACAGGUCACCGUCUUCUUCUGACAUGGGUCGCUACCGCCGGUGCGGCCUCACAGUUGUAGGGCCUAGGCUGCCUUAUCUGAAAUAGAAAUGGAAAUAUGCAGCUGAAGAAGAAAACCACUUUAAAUCUGCUGUGUUCACAUUCAUAUGGAUGAAUUCAGAAUGUCCCAGAAAGACGUGCCUGCCAAUCACCCAAAUGUAAUAGCCCCAACUUGUGAAGGCGACGCUUUCCAAAAAAAAGCGCACAGCAUAAGGACUCUUAGCGCUGAAGAAGCCGAGAAACUCGCAAGAGAUCAAACUUUAGUGUCUGACUUCAAACAAUCAAAACUGGAGAAAGAGGCCCAGAAGAACUGGGAUCUGUUUUACAAAAGGAAUAGCACCAACUUCUUCAAAGACAGACACUGGACAACCAGAGAGUUUGAAGAAUUAAAAGCAUGCCGAGAGAAAAACCCUUCAUAUAAUAUUGAGAGGUGUAAAGUUUUCCAGUGUGAUCUUACCAAAGAUGACCUUCUAGAAAAUAUACCAGCUGAUUCUGUAGAUGUUGUCACGUUAAUAUUUGUGCUUUCUGCCAUUCACCCUGACAAGAUGCAUCUGGUCUUGCAAAAUAUUUACAAGGUAUUAAAACCAGGCAAAUGCAUCUUGUUUAGAGACUAUGGGCUUUAUGACCAUGCAAUGCUCAGGUUUAAAUCUGGCAGCAAGCUUGGAGACAACUUUUAUGUUAGACAAGAUGGAACACGAUCAUAUUUUUUUACUCAUGAGUUCUUAUCCCAGCUUUUUAUGGCUGAAGGAUAUGAGCAAGUGGUCAAUGAGUAUGUGCUGCGGGAAACAGUGAAUAGGAAAGAAGGCCUGUGUGUUCCAAGAAUUUUUCUUCAAAGCAAAUUUCGAAAACCUCUAAGUAAGCCAUGAGUUUUUGCUGAUCAGCAGCAGGACUGCUUCUGUAAACAAGCAGUUCAAGUGAGUUCUUAUAGAAUUAUAGAAUAUGGCUGGACUGUCCAGGAGUCUGGUAAACCAGAAAGAUGGAAUCAUGUUUUCUUGAACUUUUGCUGGCUUUGUUCCUUGCAUAUGGCAUAUGAAAGUGACUAUGAGAAUACAAUUUGAAGAUGGUGUAUAAAUGUGUUUAUGAAUACAGGCAACUUGCCAGGGUUCCUGCAUUUCUGUUUCUAAAAUGAAUCUUGUUCAACAUUGUUGUCGGAUCACACAUUGUUUUUAAAAUGAAAGUGGUUUAACAGCUAUAUUCUUUUAAAAGGCGUUCUCCAGUUAUGCUACAUAAGAUUUUAAAUUUCCCUUAAGGGAAGUUUAACUAUUGAGCAUUGACAGACUGUCUUGUUAAACAGCUGUUUUUACUAGUCACAAGAAUGGAUUAGUUUUAUGUCCCUUUUUCACAUUAAAACUAUUUUAUAUGUC
Messenger RNA from Alligator mississippiensis (American alligator), 1895 nucleotides. RefSeq names its product methyltransferase 6, tRNA N3-cytidine (gene METTL6). The coding region runs from base 639 to 1397 and encodes 252 amino acids. NCBI's taxonomy places the organism in Eukaryota, Metazoa, Chordata, Crocodylia, Alligatoridae. The transcript has 5 exons. The record is from RefSeq and is a predicted model, not a curated record.